Molecule: messenger RNA, 390 nt
Organism: Symbiodinium sp. CCMP2456
Lineage: Eukaryota; Dinophyceae; Suessiales; Symbiodiniaceae
Source: the annotation of a GenBank genome assembly
AUGCCUGGUGCUGCUUGGGCACUGAUGACAAAGGACUUGCCCACAUACUCAGCCAGCCGAGCCACUGCAGGAGAGACCGAGGAGGAGAAAGCCCGACUUGCUGCGAAGGCGGAGGCGGCCCGCAUGCGGCGAACACUUGAUGAGGUCCCUCGAAGAGCUGAUGAGGAGAAGCAGGAGGCCGCUGCAGCCGAGGAGGUUAUACGCGAGCUGGACCUCUAUCGCUUGAGGAACCAGUUCCGUGCCCAGGUUGCAGCCACCUCUGCGCCGGUCUUCGAUGACUUGGAGGAGGCAGAGCCGGCGCCACCGCCGCCGCCUCCCCCGCUUCCUCCCUGCCGCCACACAGAUGCCCCCAGAGAAGGAGAAGAAAGCCAUGCAGAAAGCGAUGCUUAA